CCCACCCUGCUAUGACCCCCCUCCGCAGUAAUUCACUGCUGAUAUGCUUUCCUUUCGACUUACUUUCUGCUCUGCCCAUGUUUUCCAGUGGAAGACACGCCUGUUGUUUUGGCUCCGCCCCAACAACUGGCUUCAGUGUCCGGUAGUUACAGAAUCUGUAUACAGUCUUCGUUGGUCCGGAUUGGAAGCUGGCAGAGCGGGGCCUUCCACACUCCUCAGUACAUGAACCCCAGCCGAGUCCGGGGAUGGAUUGCACUGUGCGCUCAUCCCUCCAUUCUUUCCACGAGCAGUCAUGAUGCUCUUGACAAGGAAGCCUGAGGGCCCCAUAGCAGCAGGGCCUUGCUGCCUGUAGGGACUAUCAAAGUUGGUCAGCGAUGAUAGAUUUGAUGUGAGAUAUGGUGAUGGCUUGUAUGAUUCAUAUAUGAGGCUUGAUCAGAUGGCAGCACAAGAUGCGGCAGAGGAUAAAGAAAGCCCGUCCACUCUACCUUCAUUUGGGAGACUUGCUAUAAGUGGAAAUAAACUUGCAAUGAAGGAUCAACAACAAGUUAAAGUACAACAGUUAUUUGAGGACUCCAGUAACAGAAGGGUUGGUGCAGGUGUUCCAAGUACAGAAAGUGCAUUUCCCUUGCUGACCAAAGAGAAGAGUUUAGACAGCUCAGGAACUUCAAAGUCUAGUGAGAGCUCUGCCAAGUCAUCAAAGGCCACAUACCUGGCUCCUGAGCAAGCAGUGAAGCAAUACAAGCACCAGCUCUCUGCUUAUGAACUACAAGAAAUCAGUAGUUUUUCUGAGAUACAUUUUGUGGGUCCAAAUGCAAAGAAGAGACAAGGAGUUGUAGGCGGUCCUAAUAAUGGAGGCUACGAUGAUGAUCAAGGAGGCUACAAUUUGGUGCCACAUGACCAUGUGGCAUACCGAUAUGAAGUUCUUAAGGUUAUUGGGAAGGGCAGCUUUGGCCAAGUUGCAAAGGUUUAUGACCACAAGCUUCACCAGCAUUUGGCAGUAAAGAUGGUCCGGAAUGAAAAGAGAUUUCACCGGCAGGCUGCAGAGGAGAUCCGCAUCCUGGAACACCUCAAGAAACAGGACAAGACUGGCAGUAUGAAUGUGAUUCACAUGCUGGAGAGUUUCACUUUCCGAAAUCACAUUUGUAUGACAUUUGAGCUUCUCAGCAUGAAUUUAUAUGAGUUAAUCAAACGAAACAAGUUCCAGGGUUUUAGUCUGCAACUUGUUCGCAAAUUUGCCCAUUCAAUCCUGCAGUGCUUGGAAGCUUUAUACAGGAAUAAGAUCAUCCACUGUGACCUAAAGCCUGAAAAUAUACUCCUCAAACAGCAAGGGCGUAGUGGUAUUAAAGUGAUAGAUUUUGGUUCUAGUUGCUUUGAUCACCAAAGAGUCUAUACAUAUAUACAGUCCCGUUUCUACAGAGCACCUGAGGUUAUACUGGGAAGUCGUUACGGUAUGCCCAUUGAUAUAUGGAGUUUUGGUUGCAUAUUAGUUGAGCUCCUUACUGGUUAUCCAUUGUUUCCUGGUGAGGAUGAGGGAGACCAACUAGCUUGUAUGAUGGAGCUUCUUGGUGCGCCACCUCCAAAGCUUCUAGAACAAGCCAAAAGAGCAAAGAACUUUAUUAACUCCAAGGGAUACCCACGCUAUUGUACUGUCACCACACUUCCUAAUGGGACAACAGUUCUCAAUGGCAGCAGGUCACGCAGAGGUAAAAUGCGUGGUGCGCCUGGCUGCAAAGACUGGGUUGCAGCUUUGAAGGGCUGUGAAGAUACCCUUUUCAUCGAUUUUUUGAAGGGUUGUCUCACCUGGGACCCAGUUGCACGUAUGACCCCUAGCCAGGCCAUGCGACAUCAGUGGAUUUCCAAGCGAUUGCCUAAGCCUUCAGUCACUGAGAAGUCUUCAGGUAAAAGAAUUACCAGCCAAACCAGCUCUUUUCCAGGAAUUGGCUCCAAACUGCCUCCAGUCGUAGGCGUGGGCAACAAAUUACGGGCCAAUUUAAUGAAUGACUCCAAUGGAAGUAUACCACUUCGAACAGUUCUACCCAAGCUAGUUAGCUAAUCCUGACUGGUACUAAGAUGAGUUGAUAUUGUGACUUGAUUUUAUUAAAAAUGAGGGAAGAAAGGUAUCCUUAAUGAUCAGACUCUGUGUUUCCCAUAUUAAUUGUAUUUAAAGGGCUAAACAUUUCAGUUUCCAUCUGGUACAUACUUGAUUUCCUCUAUUUUAUAGGUCAGUAUGUUUUGUCAAAAUACAAAGCAAUAAUAAUUUAGAAAAGACAAAUUACAAGAAUAGACUAACUUUUAUUUUGUUCAUGCAUUCAAAGACUAAAAUCCUGUAAUCAUGACAGGAGGUACUAUUUAGCCUAUCUGCUCAGUUGGUCUCUUCUCACUGCAGCCAUUUAAUUUGUCUGCCACAACAAAGUUUCAGUCAAAUGGCAGAAGACGCCAUGAGUUGGUAAUUUGCAAACUACAUCAUCUCCGUGAAAGUAGAAGUAAAAAUAGGCUUGUGUCACACCAGGAGAUCUACUUGUUUGGAAUGGAUUUUCAUUUUCUAUGAUGGAUUAAGUACAUUUUUCCUGCUUUUAUUGGCAGUUGAUAAUUUCCUGAUACAAAAUAGCCUUAUCAGUACAGUGCAAUGUCACACUGGGCAGUUUUUGUGCAUUUUGCCUGCCAUGUUUUUCAGUAGCCAAAACACACAAAUAUGCCCUCUAUGACUGUCACCAAGAGAUUCAGUUAUAAUGGACGGUAUAUUGCAUAUUGGCUUUAUAUAUUAAGGUUACUGACAAAUAUGGCAAGGCUGAAAAUAACCCACAUGUCAUUGCCAUUAGGUGAUAAUGAUCAGUCACCUUGUUUGCUGGAAAGACUGUGAAAGUUGCAUAUUAUUAUUGUCAUCAAUGAAACAGAGGGUCAAAUAGCAUAGUUUCAGAAAGCAUAGGAACCAUAUAGCCUAUAGAUUUGACUGGCACAGUAGCAGAUGAUGUUUGGUUGCAUCAUCUUUCCUAGACUUCCAUUUUUUGUCCUUGCCGCUUAAAAUAAAGUAGCAAGUGGGUGAUGUUUACAACUGAAGCUUGACUGCACCUCUCACUUCACACAAAAUGUACUUCUCAUUGCCAUGUUUGGCCAUUCUCCUUCUUAAAAAGCCACUUGGGACAGAUUUAUGUAGGAAUCAAACUGGGAAAUCUUAUUUAUCAACAAAAUUUUCCUGACAUUCAGGAAAAUAUUUUAACCGCAGAUAGAUGUGUUAUUUGCCAAAAUGUGGCAGUAAUCUAACUCAUUCACCCUCCGUGGGUAUUAACACAUACCCAAACCGAUCGCAUGCAAGAAAUUAAAAAAAUAAAAUGAUCUUGGGAAAUUGGCCGUUUUGUUAUUGAUAUGUUUAAAAGCCAUAGUACCUUUCUAAUUUGCCAUUUCUACCAUACUAGAGGUGUGUAUCGUAAAACAUGAUAUUGGUGUUGAGUUAAUGGACAAAAAUGUUAAAUUAUCUAAAAGCCACAUGCAGUGUUGCGUAAAGUAGAAGAAUGUUGUUUAAAACAUAAUUUUUUUUCUCCUGCUUUUUAUCAUAUGCUUUUCUUGCUUCUUAUGUGAGUUGUACUCCCUUAUGAACAAAACACUCGAAUAAAGGAGUGUUUUACACCUUCCCUAAGGCUAGGGUUGCCAUGUUUUUUAAUAAGAAAA
Messenger RNA from Xenopus laevis (African clawed frog), 3666 nucleotides. It is a transcript of the gene dyrk3.L, whose product is annotated as dual specificity tyrosine-(Y)-phosphorylation regulated kinase 3 L homeolog. Bases 422 to 2053 code for a protein of 543 amino acids. NCBI's taxonomy places the organism in Eukaryota, Metazoa, Chordata, Amphibia, Anura, Pipidae. The record is from RefSeq and is a predicted model, not a curated record. Gene Ontology annotation, biological process: positive regulation of cell cycle G2/M phase transition; cytoplasmic stress granule disassembly. Gene Ontology annotation, molecular function: nucleotide binding; transferase activity; protein kinase activity. Gene Ontology annotation, cellular component: nucleus; cytoskeleton; cytoplasm. The transcript is spliced from 4 exons.